CAGGUGGCUUUUUGAAUGCAAACGAAGCCAAACGAACGGUCGGCCAGCGUGUUCGUCCAGCUUCGUUUCGCAGAUUGUUCUUCACUGUUCACAUUGCCCCAUUCCCAUUACCGGCGCGGCGUUGAACGAAACACGCAGCUGCGGAUUGUUUAUACCACACCAUACAGUGUUGGUGUUGCAGCCAGGCAGCCACUUUUAGAUUCUGAGAUGGCAGACGAUGGCUGUGUCCAUCUCAAGGAGUACAAAAGUGUGAAAGGAUUCAGGACGUAUCGAUUGAUUCACGCGUAUUUUGUUUCUUGCACAUCAGCUGAGGCUCGCCGACGCAAGGCGGACUCUUGCAUUUGCUCAAUAUGCAACAAACGCGGCCCGCGUUUGCACAUCUGCCUGCACUGCAUUUACUUUGGCUGCUACUCAGGCCACAUCCAGGAGCACGCUCGCAGGAAGCAGCAUCUGCUCGCUCUGGACAUCAGCCACGGGAGGAUCAUGUGUUUCGCCUGCGAGGACUACGUUUAUGACUCGGAUUACGAAAACCAGGCGUGCGAAAUUAAGGAGAUUUCCAACCGGAACUUAGGUCUGCCUCACCAGUACAAAUCCUGGGAACCGAGCCUGAUCGAGCAGGAGCUGCUCCUGGAGCACCCUAGGCGGAAGAGGAUUACUCACGACUCGACUAUAGGACUGAGGGGGCUGAUCAACCUGGGAAACACCUGUUUCAUGAACUGCAUCGUGCAAGCACUCACGCACACCCCUCUCCUUCGAGAUUACUUCCUCUCCGACAGACACGUGUGCCAAUUCUCUGACAGGCCUGACCACUGCCUCGUCUGCGAAGUCGCAAGGCUAUUUCAGGAGUUUUAUUCGGGAAGUCAGGAAGCGCUCACUCUGAAUCGACUGCUUCACUUGAUCUGGACUCAUGCCAGGCACUUGGCUGGCUAUGAGCAACAAGAUGCUCAUGAAUUUUUUAUCGCCACCUUGGACGUUUUGCACAGACACUGCACAGGAGCAAACGCCAACGGCGGCGACUCCAACUCGCACCAGUGCAACUGCAUCAUAGACCAGAUUUUCACUGGCGGACUGCAAUCUGAUGUAGUGUGCACUUCAUGCAGUGGUGUCUCCACCACCAUUGAUCCAUUUUGGGACAUAUCUCUCGAUUUGGGGACAACUCCUGCAACUGGAGACACUUCCAAGGUCCCGAAAUCCCUGUUAGAUUGUUUAGAGCGAUUUACCAGGCCAGAACAUCUGGGCUCGUCUGCCAAAAUCAAAUGCAGUUCCUGCCAGAGCUACCAGGAAAGCACAAAGCAGCUCACCAUGAAGAAGCUGCCUGUUGUUGCUAGCUUCCAUCUCAAGCGUUUCGAACACUCCUCAAGAUUCCACAAGAAAAUAUCCUCAUUCAUUAGUUUCCCUGAACACUUGGACAUGACACCGUUCAUGUCGCACAGAAGAAACAACAACAAUAACAACUCAGACUCGGCUGCCAGCUCUGGAGCUGACGAACCGUACAUCAAUGACAACAGAUACUCCUUAUUUGCUGUGAUAAAUCACGUUGGUACACUGGAGGCUGGACACUACACUGCCUACAUCAGACAGCAUCGGGACAACUGGUUCAAGUGUGAUGAUCACAUUAUAACUAAGGCUAACAUCAAAGACGUCUUGAAUAGCGAAGGGUACCUGCUUUUUUACCACAAGCAGUUUCUGGAGUAUGAGUAGAAGUGGAGCUUGAUUGCUGGAAACGCGUCUCGGGAAUUUCAUUGAUCUUCGUUAGCUAGCAGUUAUAGGUGUAAAUAACAAGUAUUUACGCCAGCUUUCUUCAUAAACCCCUGGCUGAGAGGAAGCGUGAGAGAUUGGUUAUGCUUAUUGUUGAUCCACACAUUUCCAACCAAUGUAUUCCUAAAAACAAUUAGUUGCAUAGAACCGGGGUGUCAAUCGCCUGUGGCCACCCCUUAGCGUAGCAGAAAUCAAACAGUUUGUGUCCUUGACGGCGAAAUGUGACCACCGAAUUCCUUUCUAGUGAGAUUGUUCAGUUUAAACACCGCCAAACGAUUAUCGCAGAUGGUAUUUUAUACACCGCUUGACAAACUUCCGUUGUUUAGUUUCCUAUUGGGGCCAGCUUCAAAAGAGUCAACAUUUAUUAUCUGUCAACCCAUUGUUUCAUGUUGUCUGAGCAGUCGCUGCCAAAUCCUUUGCUUAUCAGUGCUCUUGGCGAAAUAUAGCUUGUAAGUAUCCCUUGUUUACUUUUUAAAGAAUGGAGAAAUAAUAACGUGGGUCCCGGUGCCGGUUGGGCUGAUUAAAAAGAAAUCAAGGUUUUGUAUAAAUAUUUGAUCCAUUGCGUCAGGCAGACAACUCGUUCUAUUUGCAUAACAAUUGUAAUUGUUUAAUGCUACUAGAACUAGACACUUAUUUCCUUUCAUUGCAUUUACACAGAUGUGUGCAAUAUACAAUUUUUAAGACAGUGUUUGGUAGUUUACUUUUUCAAUAGAGCUGGAAGAUUUUUACCUCUUUUCGAUUUGUGUCACAUUAACCUGCUGUUCUGUGAUAGAAUUACUCUACAUCUCUGAGAUCAAUCUCAAGAAAUCAUUAUUUCUUACAUUCUUAGUUGAAAUGUGUGCUUUUCACCGAUGUGCCGAUAUUUGGCAACCACACUGUUAGGUGUUGAUUGUUUUUCAUUAAAUCUUUUCAAUGUUGGAAAAGGUUCUAGAUGAAGUGCAUACAUUACCAAUUAACCAAUUGGCAACUCUUGAACACAAAAUUUAGCCGCUUUGCCCUCUUUCAGUUUUCGCAUCGAUUGUUUUUAACGAAAAUAAUCUUGUCUGACUUCAGAGUUUUACUGAGAAUUUACGGGUGUCCGCUUAGGUUAGGAAGUUGCCAAAA
Cloeon dipterum is the source of this 2862-nucleotide messenger RNA. RefSeq names its product non-stop (gene not). Gene Ontology annotation, biological process: protein deubiquitination. The transcript is spliced from 10 exons. Lineage: Eukaryota; Metazoa; Arthropoda; Insecta; Ephemeroptera; Baetidae. Gene Ontology annotation, molecular function: zinc ion binding; cysteine-type deubiquitinase activity. Bases 16 to 1701 code for a protein of 561 amino acids. The record is from RefSeq and is a predicted model, not a curated record.